Messenger RNA from Hordeum vulgare subsp. vulgare (domesticated barley), 1592 nucleotides. Its product is annotated as F-box/kelch-repeat protein At3g23880-like. Lineage: Eukaryota; Viridiplantae; Streptophyta; Magnoliopsida; Poales; Poaceae. The transcript is spliced from 2 exons. The record is from RefSeq and is a predicted model, not a curated record. Bases 259 to 1452 code for a protein of 397 amino acids. Gene Ontology annotation, molecular function: protein binding.
GGUCUGCUUAUUGCUAGGGGAGAGAAGAGAAACCACUUUCCUUGUACGACAUUCCGGUGAAGACGACUGUUUUCUACCUACCGCGGCUUAUAUAUAGGACACGGAACGGAAGUCCCCAUCCAUUUCUGGAGCAACGGAGGAAGUCGACGAGAGACCACGCCGCGCGAGCGCCGGGAGCCAACGAAUCGAACGAGCGACAAGCAGAGAGCGAAGAGAUCGUUCGUUGCGCCGGUCCACCGGAGUCGUCCACCAACAACCAUGGCCGAGGAGGAGGCGAAGAUGCCCUACCUCCCCAUCGACAUGAUCUGGGAGAUCUUCCUCCGCCUUCCGCCCAAGCCCCUCCGCCGCUUCCGCGCCGUGUGCCACGCCUGGCGAGACCUCGCCACCGAGCACUACCUCCUCCUCGCCCACCACCUCCGCCAGCCGUCCGACCUCCUCAUCCAGUUCGAGGGCUUCGUCCAAAGGAGACCCCCGUCCACGCCCGACUACAUGGACUUCCGCGUCGACGCGGUCGACCUCCGCGCCAGGAUCAUCCGCCCCGUCGUCCUCUUCACCGAGCGCAAGCACCACCUCAUCGGUAACGUCCUCCAGAUUCACGGCAGCUGCGGCGGCCUCCUGCUCAUCUCCUUCACCGACUACUUCGCCAGGACCAAGCGCCUCGACCUUUGCAACCCCGCCACGCACCAGUGGGUUCCCCUCCCGUGGAUUGACACCUACGACAUCGCCGGGCUCUACCAGCAUGGCCAGGACUACCGGGUGCUGUACCGCCGAGGCAUCCGCUUUGGUGCCAACGAGACCUACCUGAUCUUCUCGAUGACCUCUCGUGAGAUCAGAGACAUCGGGUUCCCAGUGGCGUCCCAGUCCGACGCCGACGCGAUCGCGUGUCUGCAGAGAGGGCCGAGGCAUGCCUACUUGAACCCGCCCGUCCUCCUCCAGGGCAACCUGCACUGGCCGCCGCGGUCGGAGGAAAGCAACACCAUACAGGUGUUCGAUACGGAGGCGGAGACUUUCCGGUCCAUGCGUACUUCCAUCCAGCCGGGAUCGGUGUCGUCACUGUUUGACAUGGACGGCACGCUUGCCAUGUCCAGCCGCGAGAACGCUAUGAAGCACCCGCUGUUCGUGGACCUCUGGCUUCUUCAAGACUACGAGAUGGAGACAUGGGUGCGCAGCUACAGUAUCAAGUUCAAGGCGGAGGAGGAGGGGAUCAUAAGCUAUAGGUGGCCUCGUGCGUCGUUCGUCGUGUCUCGGCAGGGAGAUGUGCUAGUCGAUUGGUGGGAUCGGCUCUUCUGGUACGAUAUGGGGGGGAACUUGAAGGGCAAUAUCCAAGGCGAUCCCAGGUUCACUCAGUUUCUACUCAAGGAAAGUCUUGUCCCACUCCCACAGCAAUUCUUUCAGCACAUUGCUAUUGGUGAUGUUCCAGCACCGCCUUACUUCCGCGGCCUAUGGCCAUAAGCCAUUGCCAUAGGCUACAUGGAAUUGCUGGUGGUUUCCUUGUGUUCUGCUUUACAGGUUUCAGCAGUAACACUUCCGAUACUGCAGUGUAAACUGGGGAAACUUGAACUCAUCACUCAUUAGGUCUUUUUGCUUGUCCA